Messenger RNA from Kickxella alabastrina, 1150 nucleotides. Its product is annotated as glycoprotease family-domain-containing protein. Gene Ontology annotation, biological process: tRNA threonylcarbamoyladenosine modification. Gene Ontology annotation, cellular component: cytoplasm; EKC/KEOPS complex. The coding region runs from base 66 to 1139 and encodes 357 amino acids. The transcript has a single exon. The record is from RefSeq and is a predicted model, not a curated record. Lineage: Eukaryota; Fungi; Kickxellomycota; Kickxellomycetes; Kickxellales; Kickxellaceae.
CCAAGCCGCCAACUCAUCAUCACUAUUUUUUUACUAUCUUCAACAAAGUUUUAGGCUAACUCAACAUGGCACCAGUCAACUCAGCGCCAAGAACAAUUAUCGCCUUGGGCCUCGAGGGCUCUGCCAACAAGCUGGGUGUCGGAAUUGUCAAGCAUGUGUAUGCCAACGGCAUUCCCUCCGACACCGAGCUUUUACCCGAAUACAUCGAGCUUGCCAAUGUCCGCGACACCUACAAUCCGCCUGCAGGCGAGGGGUUCCUACCGCGUGACGUUGCCGCCCACCACCGGUUGGUCAUCAUUCCUCUUUUGCACAAGGCCUUUGAGGAGGCCAAUAUCACGCACGAGGACCUGGACUGCAUCUGCUACACCAAGGGCCCUGGCAUGGGAGCGCCACUGCAGUCGGUGGCAUUGGUUGCUCGCACUCUUUCGCAGCUCUGGAACGUGCCGCUGGUCGGCGUCAACCAUUGUGUUGGUCACAUUGAGAUGGGACGUGCAAUUACCGGCGCAGACAACCCCGUGGUUCUGUAUGUCAGCGGUGGAAACACGCAGGUCAUUGCAUACUCGCAGCAGACCUACCGCAUUUUUGGCGAGACGCUGGACAUUGCUAUUGGAAAUUGCUUGGACAGGUUUGCCCGCGUUCUCAAGCUGCCCAACGACCCAAGCCCCGGGUAUAACAUUGAACAAUACGCCAAGCGCGGGUCCAAAUUCAUCGAAUUGCCCUACGCUGUCAAGGGUAUGGAUGUGUCGUUUUCAGGAAUUCUGUCUUUCAUCGAAAAGCUUGUCAAGACAGAGCCCGGAAAGUACACGCCCGAAGAUUUGUGCUACUCGCUGCAGGAAAAUAUGUUUGCUAUGCUGGUCGAGAUCACCGAACGGGCAAUGGCGCAUAUUGGGACCAGCGAGGUCCUAGUCGUUGGUGGUGUAGGCUGCAACGUGCGCCUGCAAGAGAUGAUGGGCCAGAUGGCCAUUGAGCGUGGCGGCAAAGUUUUUGCCACCGAUAUGCGCUACUGCAUCGACAAUGGAAUCAUGAUUGCCCAGGCAGGUGCGCUGGCAUUCGCCCGUGGCUUCACUACGGCUAUCCCCGACAGCUGGAUCACACAGCGCUUCCGCACCGACCAGGUCCACGUCGAGUGGAGAACAUAAUUUUGCUGUGU